AUGGCGGGCAACGACAUUAUCUGCUACAUCCACGUCAUCAACAGAUUGCUCGUCGGCUAUGGACUUCAGACAGCUGCUGUGCCCGAUUAUUGCGGCUAUGUUGUUAAACCCGAGGUUGUGGUAGCUCCUGUUGUUAAACCCGAGGUUGUUGUCGCUCCUGUUGUUAAACCCGAGGUUGUGGUAGCUUCUGUUAUUAAACCCGAGGUUGUUGUCGCUCCUGUUGUUAAACCCGAGGUUGUGGUAGCUCCUGUUGUUAAACCCGAGGUUGUUGUCGCUCCUGUUGUUAAACCCGAGGUUGUGGUAGCUCCUGUUGUUAAACCCGAGGUUGUUGUCGCUCCUGUUGUUAAACCCGAGGUUGUGGUAGCUCCUGUUAUUAAACCCGAGGUUGUGGUAGCUCCUGUUGUUAAACCCGAGGUUGUGGUAGCUCCUGUUAUUAAACCCGAGGUUGUGGUAGCUCGUGUUGUUAAACCCGAGGUUGUGGUAGCUCGUGUUGUUGAACCUGAGAUCCUGGUAUCUCCUGGUAGAGAAUCUGUCGCUCCGGAACCGCCUAUUAAUGAAUUCAAGGUUGUAAGUUCUUCUGUUGCAGAGCUCAAGGUGGCGAGGCACUUCAGGCUUGCACCGAUGAAAAUCAUUCUGUUAAAUAAGUUGAGUUUAUCCAUCGGAACAUUUGUCCCGUUGUACAGUUAG
Molecule: messenger RNA, 687 nt
Organism: Procambarus clarkii (red swamp crayfish)
Lineage: Eukaryota; Metazoa; Arthropoda; Malacostraca; Decapoda; Cambaridae
Source: RefSeq, a predicted model, not a curated record